AUGAUGGGACUGUCUGUUUUCACAAUCGCAAGACGUUUUUCAAGCAAUGCAUUUGCUAAUAAUGAAGAUUUAGCUUUAGGUGGUCCAAAAGCAACAUUAACAUUGGCAGAUCCGGACGUUGAACGAGUAAGACGCAAUCAUUUAAACGAUCUCGAGAACAUUGUUCCAUUUGUCUUGGUUGGAUUUUUUUAUGUGGCUACGAAUCCAGAUUCAAAUGUGGCAUUAUGGCAUUUUAGAGUAUUUUUUGCAUCUCGUCUAUUACAUACAAUUUCUUACCAGGUACCAUUCCCGCAACCAACUCGUGUAUUACUGUGGGGUGCUGGAUUUGCCGCUACAAUCUCGAUGGCUGUUCAUGUUUUACAAGCAAUAACAUUAAAAUAA
Didymodactylos carnosus is the source of this 381-nucleotide messenger RNA. NCBI's taxonomy places the organism in Eukaryota, Metazoa, Rotifera, Eurotatoria, Philodinida, Philodinidae. The record is from the annotation of a GenBank genome assembly.